Messenger RNA from Saccharomycodes ludwigii, 729 nucleotides. It is a transcript of the gene THP2, whose product is annotated as Thp2p. The record is from RefSeq and is a predicted model, not a curated record. The transcript has a single exon. NCBI's taxonomy places the organism in Eukaryota, Fungi, Ascomycota, Saccharomycetes, Saccharomycodales, Saccharomycodaceae. Gene Ontology annotation, biological process: mRNA export from nucleus; transcription elongation by RNA polymerase II. Gene Ontology annotation, cellular component: nucleoplasmic THO complex. The coding region runs from base 1 to 729 and encodes 242 amino acids.
AUGGAAAGUGCAUUUUUACAGGAAUCUAAACACUUGAGUGCAAAUUAUGAUUUGUUAAAUGGCAAAAUACUUCCGCUCCUACAAACAAUCAGUGACUCUACAGAUGAACAAGAAAUCACUGAAUCUGUAAGAGAAUUAAAAAAACUACACAGGGAAACAAUAUUAACUUUAAGUAAAGUACAAGCAGGUUCGAUCAACAUAUCAGAAAGUAGAAAAGUUAGAGAAAAUAUGAUUUUGAUGAAAUCGAAGGGUAGGAUUAAGAUGAAGUUUGGUGAGAAUAAGAUAUCCGAAUAUUUUAGUGCCUUGCAUUCAUUUAAUUUAAAAUGUUUAACGCAUGUCAAUUAUUUGAAUAGACUCUCUGUUGAACCGGUCCAUCAGUAUAGUAUAUCAGAAGGUGAUAAAAUUGUCGCCAAUAGGACCUGUUUAAGUGACCCUGUUCACAAGAUUAUUGAUGAAUAUUUAAAUGAACAACAAUUAUUUGAAGAUACACAAAAGUUAAGAAAUGAAUUAUUGAAUAUUGUCGAAGAAAUUAAACUUACAAGGGUUAAAUACGCGCUAGAAGAUAAAGAAGUGUUACAAGAAGAGUUUUCUAAAAUAACCAAGGACAUGCAGUCAUGGCAGAGAAAAUAUAGUGAGCUUGAAUCUGCAUUAUUUGGUUCUAGUUCAAAUAGUAUAACAAGCAUCAUCAAUUCUGUACAGGGAAACCCGAACCAUGGAGUUUUUAAAUAG